Osmerus eperlanus (European smelt) is the source of this 3276-nucleotide messenger RNA. RefSeq names its product FERM domain containing 8 (gene frmd8). The transcript has 11 exons. Gene Ontology annotation, cellular component: plasma membrane; cytoskeleton. Lineage: Eukaryota; Metazoa; Chordata; Actinopteri; Osmeriformes; Osmeridae. Bases 150 to 1568 code for a protein of 472 amino acids. The record is from RefSeq and is a predicted model, not a curated record. Gene Ontology annotation, biological process: negative regulation of canonical Wnt signaling pathway.
CUUGACAUUUGGCGGUGCUUGACCAGACUUGUUUGUGUACGAGGGAAUUGUUGAUCUUUUUUUUUUUUUUUUUCAAAUUGGGAAAGAAACAUCAUACAUAUUUUACUGUUUCUUACGCAUUUUUGAACUUACUUUUAUUUCAUCAAAAGAUGGAAGGAGAUGAGUGUGGUUUUGCCCCGGAGUCAUCAGAUGGUCAUUCGCAAAGAGGAAGCGUUGCCUCCUCCGUCACCCGCGCCCAAGAUGUUCUAGUCUACUUAGUGGGCGACAGUGCGGUUCACCUGUGUGUGGAGGGAGUUGGCUGUGUGAGUGUACACGAGCUGGGUCGCAGUGUCCGCGAGGCUCUCCACAUUCCAGACUCUAUCCAGGACGUCUUUGCCUUCUGGCUCUGCUCCCCCCUGCUCGAACUGCAGUUGAAACCGAAGCACCAGCCCUACAAACUGUGCCGGCAGUGGCAGGACCUUCUGUACCGCUUCACCGAGGCGUCGCAGGAGGACAUAUCUGAGGAUGAACCCUGUUUGCAGUACAGAAGAAAUGUGUUUUAUCCCAAGUCUAAAGAACUACAGAUUGAAGAUGAGGGGGUGCUGAGGCUGCUGUACGACGAGGCGCGGGGGAACAUCCUGCUGGGGCGCUACCCCUGCGACCCCGGCCACUGGACCAGCCUGGGAGCCCUGUCUCUGGCCCUGGAGGAGGGCCCCGGCCUGGACAACCAGAAAGCCGCCGCCGUUGUCAGGGAGAAGAAGCUGUCGUCCUUUCUGCCCGUGCACGUGGCGGGCGCGGGCGGGGGCCUCUUCUCCUCCCUCUGGGGGAAAGGCAGCCGGCAUGCUGAGCUGGAGAAGAAGCUGCUGGAGGAGUACCAGAGGAUACGAGGCUCGGCAGGGAGCCCCCCUGAACCCACGCAGCACCUGCGCCAGUACCUCAGCACCUGCCACUCUCUGCCUUACUACGGGUGUGCUUUCUUUGCUGGGGAGAUUGACAAACCUGUUCAGGGACUCCUGCAGAGGUCCGGACGCAAAGCAGUGAACGUGGGGAUCAGCCUGGAGGGCGUGUAUGUGAUCGACCUGAAGGAGAAGCAUGUGCUUCUGGGCCUUCGCUUCAGUGAGCUGUCCUGGGACCACAGCUACCCCGAGGGGGAGGGAGACUCCCACAUCCUGUGGCUGGAGUUUGACGGGGAGGACGCAGGCGUUCCAGUCAACAAGUUACUGAAGAUCUACUCCAAACAGGCGGAGCUGAUGAGCGGUCUGAUCGAGUUCUGUGUGGAGCUGCGCUCAACGUCCGAGGCUGCCGCCGCCGUGUCGGAGGAGGAUGGCGUGGCACCGUCGCCCCAGACGGAGGAGCGGGGGGGCCGGGGGGGAGGCGACGGGGGCCUGGGGGCCAGGCGGGGGAAGCUGCGCAGGCAGAGCAGUGUGGUGUGCAGCAGGGUGAACUCUCUCAGCACCAUCGACUAUGUGGACAACGGUAAGGAAAUUAAGCGUGUCAAGCCAAAGAGAGCUGCUUCCUUCUUCACCAGGCAGGCCCAGGCCCCCUCAUACUCUGCUGUGGAGGUGUCAGAGAGUCUGGAGCAGGGCUGAGUGCUGGGGCUGAGGCUGAGGCUAGGGCUGGGGCUGGACCUGGUCCUCACUCUGUCUGGAGACCUUGAAGCCUUGACAUGCAGGGACAUGUGGGACAAAUCAAAGAUGUCCUAUGUUUUUAAGGUAAUCACAAUCAGUAGAUCUAACAUGAGCACGUAGGAAACACUUGGUUUCUCCCACAGCUGAGAUGGAAGGAGCUUAAGAGUUGAACUCCUGAUAUCAUGCAAAUGGACCAAUUGAGGGACAAAAGUGUGAAUACAUAUUUAUGCAGAAGUGUGUGUGUGUGUAUAAAAUGUAAUAUGAGAAUAUUGGGAUAAUCGGCGCCAAUACCUACAGAAAGGGUGGGAUUGGUGAUUGCACGUAAUUUACCCCCAAAGAGAGGGAUUCCGUGAGUAGUUCAAACAUAUCCCCUCUAUCACGUAUGCAAAACAUGUAGAAACCAAACAUGAAUAUGGGGAGAAUAUUAUGGAAUGGCUGGACAAAUCAUGAUUGUGCAACUUUUGUAAAGACCUGCUGUUGCAACUUUACUCUAGAUCUGUGGUUCUUAACCCUGUCCUCAGGGAACCCCUGUCCUGCAUGUUUUAGAUGUUUCUUGGCUCCAACACACCUGAUUCAAAUGCAUGUUCGUUACCCGGCUUCUACAGAGCUAGAUAACGACCCAUUUAUUUGAAUCAGGUGUGUUGGUGCUGGGAAACAUCUAAAACAUGCAGGAUAGGGGUGCCCUGAGGACAAGGUUAAGAAACACUGCUCUAGAUACAAACUAGUUAGUCAGUUAAGUUGUUUGGUUUUGAUAGUUUUUGCAUGUCUGUUUCUGAGCAGGUAGCUUCCCUGUUCUAGCAUAUUGCACAUUUUAUUAGUGGAGCUUGUUAAUGAAAACUCAACGAGUAUGUUUACUUACACAACAGGUGCUCUCUCUCUCUCUCUCGAGUUUGGUUCAAUCAGAAGGAGAAUUUCAGUCACUCAAUACAACAUCUCUAAUGUAAAUAUAAGUUUACAAACUGAAGAAUGUGGUCUUUUAUAACAUUAAUUUGAAUUUUUCAACUAACAGCUGCAAAAAACAUGGUCUUGAAUUAUGUUAUUUUGUAUGUUUCGUUGAUAGAAACCCAUAAAAUUUAUAGGUUCACUUUCUGUAUGAUCCCAUCUUUCAGUAUUUUAGACUGCACUAUUGAUACAUUUGAAUACUGUGUACAUUUCUAUUUCUAAGUCUUUGUAUCAUUUUGAUGUGGUCUCACGUUCACAUUUUUUGCCUCAUGUUCACUUACAUAUGAAGCAAUAGGUAAUGUAAAUCCUUAUCCUUUCCAGUUUGCAGUGUUUGGAUAGCAAGACCAAGUGCCUUUUUUAUUUGUAUUAACGCUAAGUUGGCAUCUAGGAGAUUGUAAUGAGCUUGUCCAGCUGUCUCUCUGGGUAAAACGAUGUAUCACUUUGGCCUUCAGUGUUUUUGUCAUUAAGUUUUAUUUUCUCUUGUUCUGUGUAUAUCGAGACUGUGAUUUCACUGUUUAUCUUUCCUUUGUAAUUACACUAUAUGCACUACCAUAUUUAACCAGUGUCUUGUCCAACCCACGAUAACGAAUUCUAACACACCUUUCUACUAAUCUUUCUGAAACACUGUGGUUGAAUUAAAUAGUUAAAAAGACGGUUUUGUUUGUUAUGUUAUACAUUUUCCUGUAAUUUUAAGUAAACAUUUUUGAACAAUAAAAAGUCAGUGGAA